CUGUGAUGAUGAAGACACUGGGGAAAUCUCAAGAUCAGAGGACCUCCUUCCAGGAGAUGCCUGCCUGCUGAGCAGAGCUGAGGAGCAGCCUCCUGUGGAAGGGUCUGCAGACCUGGAGCCAGCACAGACUUCCCCAGGGAGUUUGGGUGAGAUGGACUCCCUGGGACCUGAGAAGGAGCCAUGGCACGAGAGUCAAGGGAGGUUCCAAAAGCAGAAGGAGAAUGUAGCCAUGAGUCAGGACCAGUGCAUCCCCCUAGGGAGGAAGACACACCACUGCACUGAGUGCUGGAAGAAUUUCAGCUGCUUGCAAGACCUGUCCCAGCAUGAGUGUGUGUGGCUCCACUGCACCAAGUGUGGGGAGAGAUUCAGGCAGCUCUCCGACCUGGCAAGGCACUGGUUAGUACACACAAGGGAGAAGCCACACCAGUGCUCAGAGUGUGGGAAGAUCUUCACUUACUUCUCCAGCCUGGCUCGGCACCAGCGUAUCAACACGGGAGAAGCCAUAUCAGUGCCCAGA
Molecule: messenger RNA, 517 nt
Organism: Alligator sinensis (Chinese alligator)
Lineage: Eukaryota; Metazoa; Chordata; Crocodylia; Alligatoridae
Product: zinc finger protein 594-like
Exons: 3
Biological process (GO): regulation of transcription by RNA polymerase II
Molecular function (GO): RNA polymerase II cis-regulatory region sequence-specific DNA binding; DNA-binding transcription factor activity
Source: RefSeq, a predicted model, not a curated record